Messenger RNA from Ananas comosus (pineapple), 2398 nucleotides. RefSeq names its product cell number regulator 13. The transcript is spliced from 9 exons. Lineage: Eukaryota; Viridiplantae; Streptophyta; Magnoliopsida; Poales; Bromeliaceae. The coding region runs from base 800 to 2059 and encodes 419 amino acids. Gene Ontology annotation, biological process: cell surface receptor signaling pathway. The record is from RefSeq and is a predicted model, not a curated record.
UCUCUCUCUCUCUCUCUCACUCCUCUACUUGUCGAGUGUGGACUGUGGAGCUCUGUCUCCAGAGAGAGAAAGAGAGAGAGAGAGAGAGAGUGGGGACGAAGAAGCCCAAACAAAAAAGAAGGGCAACAAUGGCGGAGGAGGUCGCGUGCGUCCAGCCCAUCCCCAAACAUUUAAGCAAAAUCCCCCCUUAAAGUUCGCAUCUUUGCAGACCCGUCACCUCUCGGCUCCCAAAUCAAGGAUCAGAUUCGUGGAUUUGAUGUGGUAGAGGAUUAUUAUUAUUAUUAUUAUUAUUUUGGUUGAGGCUAGAGUGUUUGAUGAGUACCCAAAAAGAUCGAUUCUGAAUCCAAAAAAGAGAGAGAGAGAGAAAAAAGGUGAAGGUUUUGAGAUUUUGACCCCUUUUUCUAAAGCUUCCUUUGAAAUGCUGUCUCUGCGGCUCUAAUUGGUAAUUCACAGGGUUUCAAGAUCAAGAGCAAAAUGCUGGUACUUGGGGGAAUUGUAGAGCAGUAGUUGCAGUAGUGUGGUGGAAUUUGGGGUUGGAUUUGUAGAUUAAAUAGUAAUUGCGGCAGUGUUGUGGAAUUUGGGGUUGGAUUUGUAGAUUAAUUAGUGGUUGUAGUAGUGUUGUGGAAUUUGGGGUUGGAUUUUUGGAGCAGUGGUUGAAGUAGUGUUUCGGAAUUUGGGGUUGGAUUUUUGGCGUAGUAGUUGCAGUAGUGUUGUGCAAUUUGGGGUUGGAUUUGUAGAGUAGUCGCCGCAGUAUUGUUGGAAUUUGGGGUUGGUAUAGUGGUAAAAAUCGGGGAUCACAAUGGCGUCGUGGGAUCAGCUCGGCGAGCUGGCGAAUGUGGCGCAGCUGACGGGGCUCGACGCCGUCCGCCUGAUCGGGAUGAUCGCACGGGCGGCGACGACGGCGCGGAUGCACAAGCGCAACUGCCGCCAGUUCGCGCAGCAUCUGAAGCUGAUCGGGAAUCUCUUGGAGCAGCUGAAGAUUUCGGAGCUGAAGAAGUACCCGGAGACGCGGGAGCCGCUGGAGCAGCUCGAGGACGCGCUCCGCCGCUCCUAUAUCCUUGUUAACAGCUGCCAGGACCGCAGCUACCUGUAUCUCUUGGCCAUGGGUUGGAACAUUGUGUACCAGUUCCGCAAGGCGCAGAGCGAGAUCGACCGCUAUCUCCGGAUCGUACCCCUCAUCACCCUCGUCGACAAUGCUCGAGUCAGGGAACGACUAGAAUAUAUUGAAAAGGAUCAAUGUGAAUAUACUUUUGAUGAAGAGGACAGAAAGGUGCAAGAUGUGUUAUUCAAUCCCGAUCCUUGUAGGAAUAAAACAGUGGUGCUCAAAAAGACUCUUUCUUGUUCUUAUCCUAACUUGCCCUUUGAUCAAGCCCUUCAAAAAGAAAAUGAAAAGCUCCAAAUGGAACUUCAACGGUCGCAGAGCAAUAUGGAUAUUGGACAGUGUGAAGUUAUUCAACGUUUGCUUGGAGUGACUGAAACUGUGGCUAGUACCCUACAAGAGAAGAGUACGAACCUCAAGGAUUCCAAAAAAGAGGAGUCAGAAUAUUUAGACACCAAUGAUGAUAAAGCUCAUUCAUUUGACGAAGACUACACUAGCAAACAAGGUGCUUAUGUGGCAUCAAGAAAUGCUUCUCCAGUGUCGUCUGGUCGUGACUUGAUCUCAAAUAGAGGAUCAUACAGACAUGAAGAAUGGAAUGCAGAUUUACUCGGUUGCUGUUCAGAGCCUUAUUUAUGUUUGAAGACUUUCUUUUAUCCAUGCGGGACAUUCUCAAAGAUAGCGACAGUUGCAAAAAGCAGGCCUGUUUCUUCUGCAGAAGCGUGCAAUGACCUCAUGGCAUAUUCACUGAUAUUAUCAUGUUGUUGCUACACCUGCUGUGUGAGAAGGAAGCUUCGCCAGAUGCUGAAUAUUACGGGGGGUUUCUGUGAUGACUUCCUCUCACAUCUGAUGUGCUGCUGUUGUGCCCUUGUUCAAGAAUGGCGCGAAGUAGAGUUUCGUGGGGCUUAUGGCACUGAGAAGACAAAAACAAGCCCCCCACCUUCUCAGUACAUGGAAUCGUAAGUCACAGAUAUCUGUUGUGCUUCAGCUUGGCUUGUAUAAUCUCUAGUCUAUUAAUUCUAAUAUAUGAAAGUUAACUAAUGGUGGUGCCUACUAUACAUAUAUAGUUAACAGUUUACAAUGUUUGUCUUGUUAUUCCGGUUGGGUAUUUGCUUGUAUACCUCAUAUUGAUCCUUGCUUUUGUAUUAUAUACAUAUGUUGUUGUGGAAUGGUGUUGCUUCAUUAGUGGACAGUGUGUUGGCUUAUUUUUUGAUGUAGUUGCACUGUCGAAAUGCGCCAUUGUACUAUGUUAUGGGACUGCAAAAACUAACUUCUACAAGCAAAAAUUCUGGGAGUGGAAAA